UUUAAUCAAUUCUAAUUUUUUGGCAGGCUCAGAUAUAAAAAUUCUACAUCUUUGGCCAAGUCAUGAGGUUUUUGUAGAUGCCAUUGUGCCCUGAAUUUUCCCUCUGAAGAGAAGUAUAUACCUAUGCCAAAAAUAUCAUGAAGCCUCAAAUCAGAACUCAAUCAUGAAGAAGCACACUGUUUUUACUAUUGUAUUUGUUGUUUUUUAUUUGAUUUCACAAAUCAAUCUAAGUUUGGCACCUUCUACUAAAAAUUUAGGAGAGACCUCAGGGGAUAGCCAAGACAGGGAUGUCAUUUUACCAAGAAUUAAAGCUGAAGAUCAAACAGCUAUUUCUCAGGAUCCUGCCAAGGCAUCUGCAAAUGAAACCUUGAAAGCUGAAGUGAACAUCAACACUCUGACAAACAAUCAAGUAGCAGCAGGAAAUGGGGAUCCUAGCCUCAUCAACUUGAAUGGGAAAAUUCCAUCAGUAACUCUGAGUGAGGUCAAACCAGAACUGCAACAAGAAGGCAUCUUGCCUCAGUCUAUUAAGCCUAAUGAAGGUCCUAUCAAAUCAAUUGAACUUUCUGCUCAACAGCAACACCAGGAUAACACAGUGACUAUUAAUAUCAACAGUCAACUGAACAAUGGUCAUGAACAGGAUACUAUCACAACAGCUCCAUCUCAGACCUUGGUCCUCAAAGUUGGGAACACUACACUUGGCAAUGCAUGCUUGCUGUCCAAAGACUCAGUCCGUCAAUUGGUCCAGUAUUAUCCACAACACUGCUUGCCAGCAUCAGUUGAUGACACAGAAAGGAAUGAGUUCAUUGGUAAUCUCACCGAUUCAUGCAAUGAAAGCGAGGAUCUGCCAGCAGUUGGUGCUGCUGAAAAGGAGCAUCUGUCUUCACUAUCAAUCUUUCUCAUCUUGUGCAUAUUAGGGCUGUGUGUUCUACUCAUAUUCUUCAUGCUGAAGACCAAGCUGCAUUAUCUCCCUGAAAGUGUGGCGUGCGUCAUAGUUGGUGCAUUUAUUGGGUUGGUGCUGAAGAUUCUUUCCAGUCAAAACAUUGCCAAUUUCCAGAAAGAAGAAGCCUUUUCACCGACAAUAUUCUUUUUGGUGUUCUUGCCUCCAAUUAUUUUUGAGUCUGGCUACAAUCUGCAUAAGGGUAAUUUCUUCCAGAACAUUGGAAGCAUUCUCGUGUUUGCCAUACUGGGCACCAUAGUGUCGGCCCUUGUGAUAGGUGGAGGCAUUUACCUACUAGGCAAGGCAGAUGUUGUAUACCAGCUGACAUUUGUUGAAAGCUUCGCAUUUGGAUCUCUGAUCUCUGCGGUGGAUCCUGUAGCUACACUGGCUUUGUUCAAUGCCCUGCAAGUGGAUCCCAUCCUCUACAUGUUGGUCUUUGGAGAGAGCAUCCUCAACGACGCGGUUGCCAUCGUUCUUACUACAUCUGUGUUGGACCUCGCCUCGUACGGUGAUAUGAGUCCUGGGGAAGGUCUGCUCUAUUUCGUGUGGCGGUUUUGCCUCAUGUUUCUUGGGUCUGCUGGCAUUGGCGUCUUCUUUGGCCUCUUGUCUGCCAUCACUCUCAAGCACAUCGCCUUGAGAGACUACACCUCCCUCGAGCUCUGUAUCCUCAUUAUAUUCAUUUAUGCUCCCUAUGCUCUGGCCGAAGGAAUACAUCUCUCUGGGAUCAUGGCUAUUCUGUUCUGCGGGGUUGUGAUGUCACACUACACGCACUACAACUUGUCGCCUGUGCUGCAAAUCACAGUUCAGCAUCUCAUGCGCACGCUCGCCUUCACCUCCGAGUGCAUCGUCUUCAUCUACCUCGGCAUGGCGCUCUUCAGCUUCCAGCACCAGUUUCAGGUGGCGCUGCUGUGCUGGAGCAUUGUUCUCUGCCUCGUCGCCAGAGCCUGCAACAUCUUUCCUCUCGCGUGCCUUGUGAAUAAAUUUCGUGACCAUCCCAUCACCCCCAAGAUGAUGUUCGUCAUGUGGUUCAGUGGUUUGAGAGGAGCGAUCGCGUAUGCACUGUCCCUUCACCUGGAGUUCAGCGAUGAGAAGCGUCGAGUGCUCGUCACAACUGCGCUCUUCAUCGUGCUCUUCACCAUCUUCAUCCUGGGAGGCUCUGUUGUACCGCUAAUUAAGUAUGUUGAAGUGGACGCUAAGAAAAGCAUCAAGAAAGUGCGGAAGAAGAAGACUCUGACGCUGAGUAAAACACGCGAAUGGGGACAAGCUGUAGACUCGGAACACAUGUCGGAAAUGACGGAAGAAGAGAGCAGUGAAGGGCCCAGAGUUGCUAUCUUGAACGGACACCAGCAACUUGGAGGCUUCCUGAAACUCGACAAGGAAUAUUUGCGUCCAUUUUUCUGCCGCAACCUCACACAUCAAGAGGUUCGGUCUCAUGCAAUCGACUUGAAGCGUCAGUGCUACCAAUCGCUCAACGUGGUCCCAUCGGAUUCUGAAGACGAGAUGAUCAACAUUUAGGUAACGCAGCACCAGCCCUGCUCCUUGUGAAGCCUCUCGGGAUCUCAGUGUGGGAUAGUUUUCUAACCUUAUUGGUUUGCUCUCACGUCGUAGCAGCGUUGUUGACGUGAAUACCACACUGUCUGUCAUUCAGGAAGUAAAUAGUCCUUUAUUUUUUUUGUGCUGUGGUGUACAAUUAAUGUCUAGGUAAGGUUUUACGAGUUCGAGCUAUUACUCCAGAAGUGUUAUCUUUAAAUUUUAUUUAUUUUUCACGAAUAUUGCCCAGGUACCUAUAUUGUUAUUUCUAAUGUUUACGCUCACCAUUCUCGGUAGUUUUCAGAGAAUUACGUACUCUAGGAUAAGUUUGUUGUAACUAGUCAACCUCUUGGUUUUGGGAGCUGCUAUGCGGUGUGGUAUUGCCAGCUCAGUUGUAAGGGCAUAGCUAAAAAAAAAGUCUGCACUUCUGGGACUAAGGCGAUAUUAAUGCAAUGAGGAACCAAAAAGUUUGGAUCUUACUGCUGGAUUUAUAAAAUUGCAUCAUUAUGCCAAGCAAGCUGGAGAAGAGCUUAGCUUAUGUCUUUGAAUCAAGGUUUUGUCGUGUAUCUCUCGUGUGCGAUGUGCCUUAUAUUACACUAUCCUUCGCCGCAUUAUGACUGAACAUUUUUUCGAAGGGCUUUUUCUGUUGCAUUGGUACUUACGGUAACGGUGAGAGCUUUUAUAAAGCUUAUAUGUGUGAAACUUGCUAGGGAAGCAGAAAUUACAGCGGUUCAUACUUACGUGCGAAAUAGAUGCUAUGGCUUACGCUAGUUGAUCUCGCCCAUCUACAAUAUUAUAUCCAAUACUUAGCCUGUUAUGUUGCUAGAAAUAUGAAGGCAAGGCAGAAGUGGAACUUUGCGUAAUAAAUGACUUCGAUUAGGGAAAUUUCUGUGAUCAAGUCUCUACGUUGCAUCAUUAGUUUUGAAUGCAGUUUCCACAAUACUUCAAAAUGUUUAUACAGGAGAGAAGUGCCAUCCCUACCCAUUAAAUCUUAGUGGCUCCUCUUUCGGCAAAGCUUGGAGCCAUGCCAUUUCUUGUUACGCUUCAAAUGGCCCCAACUUGACGCAAGGAGCCAAAAAUCAUUCGUUUGCCAGUUUCUAUCCGAGCUUUGGCCAGGAAAUGUAUUUGUAUGAAUUUUUCUCUGCCGUCAUUUACAUAUAUAAAUGUUUGUAUGGAGGCUAAAGACUUAUCGACGAUUGACACGUUUUUUACGCUUGCUUUGAUUUUGUUACAAAUAUAAAUCCGGUCAAGUUCAACUGUUGAGAACACACAAGGAUUGGACGCUUCACCAGCCGGUUUACUUAACGGAAGAAAGCAAUUUUAAAUUAAGGCUACAUGUGAACUAUUUAUACUAGAUAAUAAAAUUAUUUUUCA
This is a messenger RNA of Hyalella azteca, 3841 nucleotides long. It is a transcript of the gene Nhe1, whose product is annotated as sodium/hydrogen exchanger 8-like. Lineage: Eukaryota; Metazoa; Arthropoda; Malacostraca; Amphipoda; Hyalellidae. The record is from RefSeq and is a predicted model, not a curated record. Gene Ontology annotation, cellular component: membrane; Golgi apparatus. Gene Ontology annotation, biological process: proton transmembrane transport; sodium ion transport; regulation of pH. The transcript has 15 exons. Gene Ontology annotation, molecular function: sodium:proton antiporter activity. Bases 164 to 2452 code for a protein of 762 amino acids.